AUGCCCCGUCUCACAUCUCCCCCCUUUCACCCCACCUUCCUCUUCACCCACUGUCUGCAGCACGAUCCCAUCACCAACCGCUCGCUGGAUUGUGACAUUCGAUAUCCCAUCCUAUCCUACUCUUCCACCCUUCCCCCCUCCCUGACGGUUUUCCUAUGCCCUUUUGCCAUGCUCGUUCCCCCUUCUCUGCAGCACGACCCCAUCACCAACCGCUCACUGGAUUGUGUCAUUCGACGUGCCUUCUCCAACUCGCUCGGCGUCCCCUUCUUCCUUCUGCACCCCCUCGACACUCCAAUCAUGUUCUUCCGCAUCUCGGGAAGAACCGGCGAGCUACAGGAGGUGGAUGAUGAGGAGGCGGAGAGGAUCAUGCCCGCUGCAGCAUACGCUCUAGCGAAGAAGAGCCUGCACCUGACGCCAUCCGGAUUCACCCUCACUCUCAGAGGCGCCAUCUGCUUCACAGAGGAUGACGUCAUCAACCUGGACACUGAGCUGGGGUUUGGCAUCGGGGGCUCUUUGGCUGAAGGGGUUGACAUCACCACCUUCCUGUCUGGCGGCCAAGAGUACAUGAUCUACACGCCCUUCGACCCGCUCAUGUUUGUUGCAUACAAGGACCCUAAGAGCAGUGAGAUUCUUGUGGCUGAAGAUCCUGAGCUUCUGAACGAUCCAAAGGUGUUGGAUGCGAUCGAUGAGGAGCAGCAGUUCCAAGCCAUGGUGGUGUUGGAUGCGAUAGAUGAGAAGCAGCAGUUCCAAGCCAAGGUGGUGUUGAAUGCUAUAGACGAGGAGCAGCAGUUUCAAGCCAUUCCUCUACCCCUCCCCCCCUCCACUCUCCUCCCCUUUCCAGGAGGCAGAGGAGGAGAUGGAGGCAACACUGGAGCAGACAGCGAGACAGGCACCCUUGCGUUCCCAUAA
This is a messenger RNA of Closterium sp. Naga37s-1, 909 nucleotides long. The record is from the annotation of a GenBank genome assembly. NCBI's taxonomy places the organism in Eukaryota, Viridiplantae, Streptophyta, Zygnematophyceae, Desmidiales, Closteriaceae.